AUUAAUUCAAAGUAGUAGAAACAAGCCUUAACAUAUAAAAAAUUAAUAAGUUUGUUAAAAUUCAUCAAAAAUCAAAAAAUUAGAAAGAAGAAUAAACAUAUUUUAGGUAAAAAACAUAAAUUAAUGAGUAAGGUCAAAGAUAAAAAUGAAAAGUUAAAAUAGGAUUUAUUUGCAGGCGCUAAACAAAAAGAAGAAAAUUUUUCGAUUUAGUCAUUAAAGAGUAGUAAUAGUCAUAUUAGGGAAUCUGCUGCGUUGAUGGAUAAGUAUGUGGAUUCAUUUUCUUUGAUUUCUUAAGGCAUCAAUAGCGGUACUAAAUAAUUAGAAGGAAUUGACAAUGUUUAUUAGGCAAAUCAACAUAAACUUUUAUAAGGAUAAUUUUUGUAAAAAGAAUUGCAUAAGAGAAAUUAGAAAAAUAAGCUAAUGGUUUAAGGAAGCUUUUUUUUCUUGAUCUUUGUAGUUAUUUUUAUUUUCUUAAGAAGAUUGUUUUUUAGAGAUUUAUAUAAAUGGUAGUGGUUUAAUUCAGCUACUACAACAUUUGAUACUCUUCCAAGCAAUGCUGAAUUUAUCCUUUCAGGGUAAAAUCAGCAUACUUAAUUUACUAUUUCAGAUGGAUCUCUUUGA
Molecule: messenger RNA, 621 nt
Organism: Tetrahymena thermophila SB210
Lineage: Eukaryota; Ciliophora; Oligohymenophorea; Hymenostomatida; Tetrahymenidae
Product: Sec20 protein
Exons: 6
Biological process (GO): retrograde vesicle-mediated transport, Golgi to endoplasmic reticulum
Molecular function (GO): SNAP receptor activity
Source: RefSeq, a predicted model, not a curated record